This is a messenger RNA of Punica granatum (pomegranate), 7078 nucleotides long. The record is from RefSeq and is a predicted model, not a curated record. Lineage: Eukaryota; Viridiplantae; Streptophyta; Magnoliopsida; Myrtales; Lythraceae.
CCCAGCCCAAUCCGACUCGCAGAGGUCGCAUAGUCUCCCUCUCUUCCUUCGAUAGAACGAACCCAAAAAAAAAAAAAAAGGCCAAAAACCUUAACAAAAAUUUUUUCGACACACAAAAUCGAUUCCGUUCUUCCUCACAGAGAGAGGGCUUCGCUCGAGAUUCAACAGUCAUGGCCAUGGCUACGCAUUUGAGGAGCAUUUCCUGAAUUUCUAGGGCAAAUUCGACCGUAUUCCUUGCAGGGGAGUCCCGGCGUGCAAAACCCUAGGGGAGAGACUGACUGCCCCCCUGGAGAUCGAGGGAGAGCUUCUCCUACGUCUGCUUGUCGUCGCCUAGCUCCCAAUUUGGCGGUCCAGUGCUUAAUUCCUGCUGAAUUUUCGGUUCUAGCUGGUGGAUUUUGAAAUCCAUGCGAGGGCCAAGAUUUUAAUCUCUAGGAAAGGAAUGUGUGGAUGUAGCUCAAGACUUACUCUUUAGUAAAUGCUGAGGUUGAUUCAAUGGGAGGAGUUGUUGACGGCGGAGUUGGCAUUGGCAUCAAAACCUCUCCGCGUCGGGCUGCAAUUGAGAAGGCUCAAGCAGAGCUCAGACAGGAGUAUGAUGUUCGUGAGGAAAGACGGAGAGAGUUGGAAUUUCUUGAGAAAGGUGGAAAUCCAUUGGACUUUAAAUUCGCAAAUGUUGCAUCUCUGAGCGUACAGUCUACAUCACUUGCCAAUCGUCAUCCAGAACAGUUCCACUCCAGUGAAGCAAAGGCUAGUUUUGCAUUGGCUGCUUCACCUCAUGGGGAUUCUGUUGAGAGCAGUGGUAGACCAGGGCCUCCUUCCAUUUCUGGACGAAAAAGUACUGAUAAUCCUGUACUUUUUGAUGGCGAGAAUGAGUUGCUUGAUGGUGAAAAGAACUCGCUUCAUCUUGGGAAGAAGAAUAACAUCACUUCUUCUGAGCAGUCUUCACAAAUGGAUGGUAAUCGGAAUGCUAAAGAGUUAGAAGAUUCAGCCAAUUUACGUCCUUAUGCUCGGAGGUAUAGGACACGGACAAACCGUGAUGGUGCACGAUUGGGUUCAGCUGAUGGUGUUCACAAUCGCGGUGGCCACGGGUCCUCCCUUGCUUCUCGUGCAAAUAUUAAGGAUGCAAAAGGAUCGUCAACUGAAACAAACAGCCAAAAGGAAAAGCCUAAACUCGUAGGAAUUAAUGGUGAUAUGAUUUCUAGGACUGCAACUCCUGAAAGUCGUUUGGAUGGGCAAAUAGAUGGGGAGCAGGCUCUAGUAUCCAUCAGUAGCCUCAAGCAAAGUGGUUUGCCUACAGAUAAACUAGACAUUUCAACGAAAGGUUCAAAGGAUAAUAACCGGCACAAGCAACCAUCUAGUAAUCGAAAACCUCCAGAUUUGGCUUGCCAGGGCCCUGAUCUAGUUCCCAGCGGCGAAGGCACAGUCUCAGUCGGGAAUGAUGAUUUGCCUCCUUUGACCAAGGAAAAAGAAAUUGAUACUAUUGGCAAGCUAAAUGGUUCUAGCGAUUUCAAGGGGGAUGGCACAACCGUUGGUAAUGAAGUUCAGAAGAGCUGUGAAGCACGUGAUAGGAAGGGUUCAGAGUCUUCCAUCCACCCAAGCAUAGGUAUGGAUGCGAAGAAAGUUAGUAUUUGUAAUGAUGCAGUGAAGAUUAAUUCCAAUGGAAAUUCUGUGGUACAACCAUCAGAAUCUGAAACUAAUGAGAAGCUGGCGGGAGACGAGUUGAUAGAACAAGAAGACAUCAACAAGAUUGUUGACAGUACCAUAGUAGCUAGCAAUGAAAAUCAUUCUCCUCAACAAAUUGAAGCUGUCAAUGGUGCAGUGUGUGAAGGGGAUGAGGAAACAAAUGGUAGGCCUGACCUACAGAUAAAGGCGAAUGAUGCUUCAGGUGCAAGUGAAGAUGAACAUGGGGCGCAGAUGGGGACUGAAAAUGAGAGAGAGGAGAAAAACAUGGACUGUAAUUCCAACCUCGACAGGGAUAAUUUAUGCAAUUCGAGACCCCCUGUUGAUUUAUCAUCUUGUGAGGCUCCAAGUACCAGCUUAUCUGGAAUGGAAUGCGAUGCUCCUCCUGACCGUCAGACUCCUGGCAAUAACUUGAGCACAGUAGACAAGGCAUAUGAAGACUCAGUAUUGGAAGAGGCUCGGAUAAUUCAGGCGAAGCAUAAAAGGAUUGCUGAGUUAUCUCGUCAGGCGUCUCGUGCGGAGAUUCCGCAGAGAUGUCACUGGAACUUUGUACUUGAGGAGAUGGCAUGGCUGGCGAAUGAUUUUGCACAGGAACGUAUCUGGAAGAUGACAGCUGCUGCUCAAUUAUGUCAUCGAAUUGCUUCCUUCUCGCGGUACAGAUGUGAGGAACAAAGUCAACGGGGAAAACUAAAAGUAGUAGCCCACAACUUGGCAAAAGCUGUGAUGCAAUUCUGGCAUUCUGCAGAGAUGCUUAUAAAUGGCGAGAAUUCAAAUCCUGGUCUGGAAACUAGGCGAUCAGAAUCUGAGGGAGCGCAGAUGACCAACGGUGAUGAAGUGUCUGAUGGCAAAACUGAAGACCCUGAUAUGGAAUCAAGCAAAACGUCAAUGCUUCAAAUUCCUGGAAGAAGAACUCCUAUUCAGGCCUAUGCGGUUCAAUAUUUGAGGGACAACAAUCCUCAUGUUUAUCCAAGCCAAGUUGAGGCACCUAAGACUCCUGAUAUUGUAUCUGAUGUAGACAUGCCAGAAGUAUCAUGGGAUGAUCAUCUUACUGAAGAGAGCCUUUUCUACACAGUCCCCUCUGGAGCAAUGGAAGCCUAUAGAAAAUCUAUUGAAGCUUAUGUGACAGAGUGUGAGAGAACUGGAAGUAAUGUCCAAGAAGAAGUUGGUACAUCCAUUUUCGGUACUGUUGCAGAUCAAGGAUAUCAAGACAAUGCUUAUGAUGAGGAUGAAGCUGAAACAAGCGCGUAUUACUUGCCUGGGACUGCUGAGGGUAGCAAAUCAUUGAAAUUUGCACAGAAGAAACGGAAGAACCCGAAAUUUUAUGAACAGGGAGCUGAUCUGCCCUAUGGUCACUACACACCUGUGACUCAGCCUUCCACUUUUGUGGAAAAAAGGCCUGCCAAUCUUUCUGUUGGCCCUAUUCCUGCAAAGCGAAUGCGUACCGCUAAUGCUUCAAGGCAGAGAGUUCUAAGUCCUUUAGGUACUGGAGCUCAUAGUGGCAUUCAGGCUCAAGCAAAAACUGAGGUUUCAAGCGGAGACACAAAUUCUUUUCAUGAUGAUCAGAGCUCUUUGCAUGGUGGAUCUCGGAUCCAGAAAGGUGUUGAGGUUGAGUCAGCAGGAGAUUUUGACAAGCAUAUGUCCUAUGACUAUGCUGAAACAUCAACAAAGCCGAAGAAAAAGAAGAAAACGAAACAUCCGGAUUCUACAUUCGAGCCGGGUUGGCAGAUGGGUUCUACCGCUCUUGGCGAACAGAGAGAACAAUCAAAGAAAAGAUCGGAGCAUUUUGAGUCUAAUGGAACCAGUGGUCUAUAUGCCCAACAUAAUGCCAAGAAACCAAAGACGAUGAAGCAGUCACAAGAUAAUACUUACGACAAUAUCAUGUCGAUGAAUGGGUCCAUGCCUUGCCCCAUGGGAUCGCAAGUCAGUAAUAUGUCCAACCAAAACAAAAUGAUAAGAUAUAUUGGUGGCCGUGAUAGAAGUAGGAAAGCAAAGGCACUCAAGGCAUCAUCCUUGCAUUCUGGUCCUGGAAGUCCUUGGUCACUAUUUGAAGACCAGGCGCUUGUUGUCCUUGUACAUGAUAUGGGCCCUAACUGGGAACUUGUGAGUGAUGCUAUCAAUAGCACCCUCCAAUUUAAGUGUAUCUUUCGCAAGCCUAAAGAAUGCAAGGAGCGUCACAAAUUCUUAAUGGAUAAGACUGCUGGUGAUGGGGCUGAUAGUGCUGAAGAUUCAGGGUCGUCCCAGUCUUAUCCAUCUACGUUACCAGGAAUUCCGAAGGGAAGUGCCAGGCAGCUGUUUCAACGGUUGCAAGGACCUGUAGAAGAGGAUACUUUAAAGGAACAUUUUGACAAGAUUAUUCACAUUACAAGGCAGCAUCAUCGGAGGAUUCAGUUGAAAACCGAGAAUCAGGACUUGAAGCAAAUACCAGUUCACAAUUCUCACUUCGUGGCUCUUUCACAAGUCUGCCCAAACAACCUCAAUGGAGUUGUCCUUACGCCGCUUGAUCUUAUUGAAGCAACUGCAUCGGGCCCUGAUGUUCUUCCUCUUGGUUAUCAAGGUUCUCAUGCUACUAACUUAGCAAUGCCAAAUCAGGGUGGUGCCGUAUCAUCAGUACUUGCUGCUUCUGGGGUGAAUUCAACGUUGCCUGUAUCAUCGGGUUUUGCUCUUGGCAAUAACAUGUCGCCCUCUGGGUCCUUCAAUGCACCCACGAGGGAUGGGAGGUAUAAUGCUCCAAAGACAUCAUCUUCACCGGGAGACGAGCAACACAGGAUGCAACCAUAUAAUCAAAUGUUGUCAAAUAGGACUAUUCCACAAUCCAAUUUAUCCAUUCCUGGGGCUGUUCCGGGAAGCGACCGAGGUGUUCGCGUAUUGCCAGGUGGAAAUGGUCUUGGAGUGAACAGAACCACUGUGCCAAUGGCAAGACCUGGUUUUCCGGGAAUGGCCUCCUCACCAAUGCUAAGUUCAAGUGCCAUGCUUUCCUCUCCCAUGGUGGGUUCCCAGAGCACCGUAAACAUGCAUGCUGGAUCAGGUCCUACUCAAGGAAGAGCACGGGAGGUGAUGCAUAUGGCGAGGGGUGGCCACAACAUGGAGCAGCAGAGACAGAUGCCAUCCCAGGAUCUCCCAAUGCAUGUCACUCAGGGCAAUGCUCAAGGAGUUUCCCCAUUCAAUGGAAUAAGCCCUGCAUUCUCUAAUCAGACAACUUCGCCUGUUCAGACAUACCCAGGACACUCCCAGCAGCAGCAGCAUCAGAUGUCAUCGCCGCAGCCCCAUGCCCCUAACAAUCCUCAUCAUCACCCUCAGCUUCAGGGCAGUAAUCACAGCACAGGUCCUCAGCAGCAGCAGAUGUAUCUCCGACUUGCCAAGGAGAGGCAGCUGCAGCAGCAGCAGCAGCAGCGGUUUCUGCAGCAGCAGCAGUUUUCAGCAUCCAAUAAUUUAAUGUCACCGGUACAGUCACCACCUCAGCUUCCCAUGUCAUCACCUCUACAGAACAGCCCCCAAAUUCAGUCCCAGCCGCUGACCGCUGCAUCAUUGCCACCUCUCACUCAGUCUUCCCCGAUGACUCCUAUUGCCUCACAGCAGCACCCUCAGAAGAAUCAGUUGCCCCCUCAUAGUCAUGGUCUUCCUCGAAAUCCACAAACUACUGUUGGGGGCUUAAACAAUCAAGUGGGUCCAAAGCAACGACAACGUCAGGCUCAGCAGCAGCAAUUCCAACAAUCUGGGAGGGCCCACCCUCAGCAACGGCCACAAGCUCAACCUCACCAGCAGCAGGCAAAAUAUCUGAAGGGAAUUGGAAGAGGAAACAUGUUCCAUCAGAAGGCCCCGGUAGACCCUUCUCACUUGAAUGGUCUGUCCGUGGCUCCAGGGAGUAUGGGCGCAGAGAAGGAGAUGAUGCAACAAGGUCAGGGCUUGUACCCUGGGGUGGGUAUAAAUCAGGUUCAACCUUCAAAAGCACCAAUUCCUCAGGCUCCCCACCAUUCCCAGCUGCCUUCGAGUCCAGCAGCCCCACAUUCUGCAAAGCAACAUCCGCAGCAGCAGGUGCCUUCUCAUUCGGAGAACAGCGUGUCAGGGCAGUUUUCUGCUGGUCCUCCUGGACAUAAUACGUCUUCGGCUCCCCAUCAAGCUGUUCCCUCCACGUUACUGAACCCGCACAUUGGACAGCUGCAGCCGCAGCCCCAGCCCCAGCCGAAUCAGAUUAACCAAAGCCAUACAGUUGCCCAGAGGAUGCACCCACAGAAUCGUCAACACAUGAACUAUGAGCAGCUGCAGGUGAAGUCUCAACACGAUAAAGCUCAAGCGGCUGAUCAGAAGCUUGUUAAUUCAGCGGCCUCUCAGGCUGGUGUUGGCUCAGCAGCAACAACUGCUGUUGCUGGAUCUGUUGAUUCUGCUAGUAAAGCAGCUAGGGCUGCUUCUCCUCCCGUUCAUCCACAGCGUAAACCAUCAGAAGCUGGUAUUCCUAGCACAUCUUCCCAAGUUGGUCCCAUUGGGAGCCCAACUGUUCCAAGUUCGGUCAGGAGUGAGCAAUUGCCAUCUCUGACCCAAGGAGGAAUAGGGCAGAGACACCUAGCGGAAAACUUGCCCCACCACGGUCAUGGUGGUGGUGGGGCCCACGGGUCACUGGCUAAACAGUCCUCAGGGCCCCUGCCGCCUCCAUCCCAGCAGCACUACCUGCCUCAGUCACAGGAGCAACGGGAACAACCGCUGCCUCAGCAACAAUCACAGCAGCCACAGCCUCAGUCUCAGCCUCCCCAGAAUCAGCAUUUGCAAGCAGCACAGGGAAGCUUGUAUAUUGGGCCAACGAAUACUUAAAGCUGGGACGGUACUGAUCUUUUAGAUUGGGCUGUUCGGAGAGCAGUCUGUCCUGGCAGGUUUGAAUCAGAAUGCCCUUCAGCAGCAAUGUACAGAUUGUGCUGGUUUUUCCCCUAUGGGGGCAUCGCAGGUUCAAGUCGGAGAGGAACGCGGAUUGGGGACUCUUGCCUGGUCAGAUGACGAUAAUAUUAAGGGUGGGGAUACAUUCCGGUGGGUGGGGGGGGGGGGACCGAAUUCUGUCCGUUUUUUUUUUUCUAACAGGGCUCGUGUAUAUUACCACUUGGCCUAGGGCUCAGAGAAGAGAGAUGGAUAUAUAGAUUUUUGUACAGGGUAAAAUCAUCAUCUCUUCUUUGUAAUCUUUCUUUUGUUCUGAUCUUUUUAAGUUUAGGGUUUUUAACUAGGGUUCUCUCCUGUGCUUGAUGGCCCAAUUCUUUUAUGGCCUCUUUUAAAAUAGAUUAGUGCAUGAUGAUGAUGAUGUACUAUUUACCCCCUUGGGGAGAAAAAAAAAAUUAGUGGAUAGGCAUGGCAAUCAUUGUUGGCAAAGGCCCUUUCCGUUUUAUGCAAAAUUUUUGUGAAUAUAAUCUGAUCCUUUCUGUUC